AUGGGCAAGAAGGGCAAGGGCACGAAGAAGGAGGAAAAGCCCAAGAAGGAACCCCUGUCAUCCAGGGACAGACUCAAGGAAGCACUCGAGGCAACCAACGUGACCACCAGCAGCGCAUCCGCUCCUCGCACAAGCUCCAGCAAGAAGUCUGACCGCAGCAGCAGCGUGGUCACCAAGAUCGGAUGCACGGAGAGUUUCAGAUGGGACAACAGCGAGGAAGCCCCGGUGCUGCCGCCGAUGCCAACGACGGUACACGUAGGAGGCCAAGAGGGACUGAGGAUAUUUGCGCUGUCCCACAUGAUGGUGGAGCGGAGUGUGCCUAUCCUGUACAACAACAUCCUUCGGCACGGGUGGAAUAAAUACUUCUCCUGGAGGUGCGGAACAAAUGCGUUGACGAAGAGCGCCAUGAAGAGCAAGACCCUCAAGGACGGCCUCUCGGCACCGCUGGUGAUCGCGUUCAUGGUUUCGGUCUGGAUCCACGCGGAGGCACAAGCAAAGGGCAGCUCCAGGAUGGACGCUGCGGAAAACGGGAACCCGCUGCACAUCGUGGUCAUUGGCGCGACGGCUGUCAACGAGGAGAAAAUCCUGAGAGAGACCAACUACUGGGACGAGCUGUCCAACUUUUUCAGCGGGCGGGAGUUGCACCUGUACCUGACAGGCCCCGAGAUGAGCGGCAAGGACGGCGUGUUCCACACGAAGCCCGGCCGGGAGGAAGGACAAGCUGACGGCCCGAGGAUGAGGGUGGAGUGCUGGAAGGCUAACGGAGUGGACUUCUUCCUGCAGAAAGGCCGGUUGGCGACGUUUCGGAAGGAGGAUACGGUGGUGGUGGGCCUGAACUGCGGCUUCGGGAUGGCGGGGCACCACGUCAUUAAAAACCAGUCUCCCAAGCAGGCGCUACCGUCAAAUGAAGUCCUGUGGAAAUGGAUCCCCACGCUGUACUUCUUCGCGGCGCUCGACUUACCCCUCAUGAUUACGGCCUCCUCCCUGGCAGAUGCGACCACGGCCAGAUCGAUGUUGCAGUACGUCGUCGGGACAUACGAGCUGGUACGCAUCACCUUAUCACCGGUACCGUUCCAGAGCACAGUCCCGGGGGACCAGGUCGUUCAGGCGAACAGCCACUGUAUCUUGGUCCGAGGACAGCGACCCGGCUUUAAUUUCUCCGUGCAAGUGCUUCCCGAUAUUGACCCGCGCACUGAGAUCCUGAGAAAGGCGUUGACGAACAACGACCCGAAGGACAAUUUCCCUUUGCACGCGUCGGUGCGGAAGGCAGGGUCUCACAAUGACACGAGAGAGCAAGGCUCGGAGUUGGUUCCGCUCAAGAAGUACGGGAACUAUCCGCCAGAGAAGGUCACAAGCAUCGACGACGACGGGGCAACUGACACACAUGUGCCGGCACCAGGGACACGAGCGGGGGAGGGGCCGAUGAAGGUGAACCUCAAGUACAAAUUCUUGAGGAUGUCGGACGGAGCAUCUGACACUCUGGAGAUGACCCUACAGGACGUGUUCAUGACGGAGCCGGCGCAGGCACGCUUGGGCGCGAGGAGACGUAGCGUCGUUCUGUUCUACUACGACUGCCAGAAAUUCUGCGACGUGGUGUUCGAGGCCGCCCUUCCAGACGAAGUGGACCACACCAAGACAAAGAUUGUGUUCCGACGGUCAGAUUGUUCAGCCAAGGUGGUCUUUCGGCUGAAAGAAAGCGACAAGUAGCUGUUGCGAGUGUAGUGCGUUGAGGAUCACAAACUGCUGUGGAGCUUUGCCCUGGGGCUGUGUUGGAGAGAGAGAGGAAUAACCAGCUCGAGAUACGGAGUGAGCAAAUAUGACACCACCUCGGGUCUUACGAAGCAUCAGCCCGCCACUGUCGCGAGUGAACCGAAGGUUUAGGGGUGUGGACGUAUGUGCGGUUCGGAUGUCCUACUGAUGUUUCAGCCGCUCGGGAGUAGAACGGAGAUUGCGAUUUCGGCUUCUGCAUGCAAACGCUUCAGAGCUGAAUGGGGUACUACAGCUUGUAGUGCAUGGGUUUUCCAUUCCGACUGCUAUGCUAUUUCCGUUGAUUGGUCAUGAACGGGAGUUGACGGCUACAGCAUUGGAACGUACAGAGUAGAGGUUGCGAC
Molecule: messenger RNA, 2111 nt
Organism: Ectocarpus siliculosus
Lineage: Eukaryota; Phaeophyceae; Ectocarpales; Ectocarpaceae
Source: the annotation of a GenBank genome assembly